Messenger RNA from Cynocephalus volans (Philippine flying lemur), 825 nucleotides. RefSeq names its product NADH:ubiquinone oxidoreductase complex assembly factor 3 (gene NDUFAF3). Gene Ontology annotation, cellular component: mitochondrial inner membrane. The coding region runs from base 125 to 679 and encodes 184 amino acids. The transcript is spliced from 5 exons. The record is from RefSeq and is a predicted model, not a curated record. NCBI's taxonomy places the organism in Eukaryota, Metazoa, Chordata, Mammalia, Dermoptera, Cynocephalidae. Gene Ontology annotation, biological process: mitochondrial respiratory chain complex I assembly.
CUGCUGGGCCGGCUGAGCUGCUUAGUAACCUCCGCGACACAGGGGGCGCUGUAGCAGCGCUGGGCCAGGCUCCGCUAAAUCCCCAACAACCCAGCCAAAGGGCCCCGCUCCGCGCCUGUCAGCCAUGGCUGCUGCUUUCGCAUUUCGCUCCCUGUACCGAGCGCGACCAGGGCUGCGCUGCCCGCCUGUUGAGCUGCCGUGGGCUCCACGGCGUGGGCACCGGCUAUGGCCUGCGGAUGAUGAGUUGUAUCAGCGGACGCACAUCUCUCUGCUGCAACGCGAGUCCCCUCACACCAUGUACAUCGACAGCUACAACAGCCGCGGCUUCACGGUCAACGGAAACCGUGUGCUCGGGCCCUGCGCUCUGCUCCCGCACUCGGUGGUGCAGUGGAAUGUGGGAUCUCACCAGGACAUCACUGAAGAGAGCUUCUCACUCUUCUGGAUGCUAGAGCCCCGGAUAGAGAUUGUUGUGGUGGGCACUGGAGACCGGACUGAGCGGCUGCAAUCCCAGGUGCUGCAAGCCAUGAGGCAGCGGGGUAUCGCUGUGGAAGUCCAGGACACGCCCAAUGCCUGUGCCACCUUCAACUUCCUGUGUCAUGAAGGCCGAGUGACAGGAGCUGCUCUCAUCCCCCCACCUGGAGAGACUUCACUCACAUCUCUAGGCCAAGCUGCAGAAUGAACCACUAGGAACUGACCUGCUGUCCAGGAGAGCCCUGACACUUUGCAGUUUGCAGGGUUUCCCAACGCUUUUACUGUCGUCUCCCCUUUGGCAUUUAAACACUUGUCUUGCUUGCCAGCAUAUUAAUAAUUUAUACACUUCUCUCA